Sarcophilus harrisii (Tasmanian devil) is the source of this 987-nucleotide messenger RNA. RefSeq names its product testis expressed 51 (gene TEX51). The transcript is spliced from 7 exons. Bases 31 to 876 code for a protein of 281 amino acids. Lineage: Eukaryota; Metazoa; Chordata; Mammalia; Dasyuromorphia; Dasyuridae. The record is from RefSeq and is a predicted model, not a curated record.
GGGAGUGGCCAACUGGUGCUGCUUUUCCUGAUGAUCCUUCUUCUGCUUAGCUCCCUUUUUCCUUCCUUAGGGGAAGGCUCCUGCCUCCGAUGCUGGCCAGACCUGCUCCCACUGGUACAAUACGACUUAGAGAUACUCUGGGGCUCCCGUCAGCCACCUUUGUAUCUUUCUACCUGCCUUCGAAUGCUACUUCUCAAGAAGAAUGUCCCAGUCAAUCCCCCAUUUCUCGAUCGUGCCCAUCUAGAAGAGGAAACUGCCUUGUUCUUCAAUCACCUACAUGUUGCAAUUAAGGAAUGGCGGUCUGAUAAGACCAGGCUCUUGAACAAAAUUCAGAUCCAUGGGAGGAUAUUUCUUCAGGGUCUGCAGAGGGCAGCUCAGGAGCUAAAGAACAAGGCCUGCAGUCCAUCCUGUGUCCCAGGUCCUCCUGUAGAGGUAGCCAACUGCAUCAGCUGUAAGAAGUACUAUGUGACCUGCAACGACGCCGUUCUUUGUAAGGAUACCCAACUGCCACAGACCCUUUGGAUUGGAAGUUCUAUCAUCUUCAUCCUCUGUGUGUUUGUAUCAACAUUUGGAUCUGGAUUAUAUUACUUCUGGUGGAGGCCCCUGCAGAUUGAGAAGGACUUUGGAGAGCUGAAUGGGCCAGCACCAGGACCAACACUAGCACCACUACCAGCACAGUCACCACCAUCACCACCACCACCACCCCCAACACCAUUACCUCACUCACCAUUGUCAUCCCAACUAUCAGUAACAAAACGAGCACCACCUCUUGAACCAACAGAAUCACUGAUAAUUAUCCCAGUAAAAAAACUAUCUUCUCAAUUACUUUCUUCACAGUCAGGGGAGGAAAUGACCAGAGAAGAAGAAAAGAAAUAAUAUUGGAAAACAACCUUCUGGUGCUAGAGUUCAUUAUAUAAAGAAAUCUAUUAACAAAAUAGAAAAAUUUUGUGAGAGUCAUAAGAGAAAUAAAUAAUUUCAUGUUAAAAA